UCGACGAUACAGACUCGUAUUGGGUCGCAUUGUAAUUAAAGGGUACUUGAGUUUCAAAAAUCCGGGAUUUGAAAUCGUGACAUCGAGGUCGUUGUUUACUUCUUAAAUGAAAGUCUAAUUCAACCUUAAUGUGUAUGGACUGUUAGGUUGCCGUAUAAACCUUGAUGAGGAAGAAUAAUAAAUAGCAAAACUAUUUUUACGUUUUAGAAUGGAAUCUGUUCAAAAGAAAUCGUUUAACGUCUUCAAUCUUAUUGAAGGCACAGAAUCUGCUACAAUGAAGGGGAUCUCUUCAUGUCGAUUGCUGUUGAUUGUGUCCACUGUAUUUGUGGUUAUUGUGCUCGGCAUGACGGCAGGAUUAAUUUUUGUUGCAACAAACAAAGGUACAUCAGAGGAAGUAACCAAUCAAAAUGAAGGAGCAACGAAAGAGUGCAAGUGCAACUAUUCGACAACUUCUCCUUCGACACACACAUGUCCUCCACAAAGAGAAUGCAUCACCACGUGUCCCAAAACAACAUGCCCUACAAUGUCAACAUUGGUCCCCGUUGCUGCAUGUCCAGAUGGUUGGAUGCCCUAUUCCGGUUCAUGUUACUAUUUCGGAAAAACUGGAGGUUCUUUUACAGAAGCAAGGCAUUACUGUUCACAAAGAGAAGCGUACGUGGUGUAUAUCAGUGAUGUCAAUGAAGAUUUGUUCAUUAAAGACCAGCUUCUGGAAAGAACAGGUCGUAGGUGGUGGGUAGGGAUCACAGACGAACACAUAGAGGGCGUAUGGAAAAGCGUGAACAAUGUGGAACCAGAAACGGAAUACAGAGGUUGGUCCUCUGGAGAACCUAAUGACCUCAGGGGCGAAGAUUGCGUGACAUUAGUGUCCACGAAUAAUUUUCAGUGGAAUGAUGACGAUUGCCAAACCACUCAUUUUCCAAUUUGUGAAAAAAGACAGAACAACACAACAUAGUAUUCAUCACUUGCCAAAGCUUAUAACACACAGUAAAUUCAAAAGGUCAUUAAUUAAAAAGAUAUAUGACGCUUUACCUGAAAAAAGAAUGAAACGAUCUAACUAUGUCAAUUUAGAAAAUAAAUCUUCUCACUGACAGUGAAUCAUGGCGCUUUAUUAGUUAACUGUUAGACCAACCGUUAUGUAGGAUGGGCCAGCUUAACCACAGUGAGGACGAAUACUAUGCUGUUUCUUUAUGUUGCAUAGGGUUUUAACAACUUAUAGCUAAAUGGUUGAGGAUUAUUGCUCAAUUUUAAAACAUGCUGUAUGGAUUUGUUGUGUUUGAAUUUUAAUUGCUCCUUUAUAAAUAACUUACUUUUUAAAUUGACGUACCUAAAUUCUGGGUUUGAACAACUUAUAGCUACAUGGUUAAGGAUUAUUUAUCGAUUUAAAAUAUUGUUGUAUGGUAUUUGUUGAUAAAAGUAAGUAAAAUGACUGUCAACAAAGUUUUAAAGAAAUAAUCGUUGCCAACAUGAAACAAGUAAGUGAAUCUCUUCUAGGCAUUUCUUUUACUAUGUUUCAUUUCUUGAACGAUGUAAUUGACUUGUUCAUCAUACGAGUUGUUAUACGUUUGUGUGUUCCUGUUGACAUAUGUGUGUCUGCUUUUAAAUGCCAAUCAGCGUUCGACAUUCAACUUGUAAGUUCUUUCUGAAUUUAUAUUUUAUGAAUUUUAUUCAUUUGAUUGAUAUUAAUGCUGUAUUUCAGUGUCGUUUUUUAUUUUGCGAGUGUCAUAAAAAGCACAUAUUUUUACUAGACGCGAAGCCACGAGUGUAAAAUUCGUUUUUCUAUAAUAAAAAAGAUGAUCUUACACAUAAAUCAACAAAUGUUGUAUUUUUGUGAUAUUGUUAGACAUGUAUACUUAUUUUAAUUUAGUUUCUUAAAUAUAUCAUUUUAGUACACUCCAUUACCACCCGGCUACCCCGGGGAUGCCCCUCAUAUACAUUUUCUCCCACUUCAGAUAAGUAGAUCCAUGAAUUGAUCUGGAAAUCCUUAUCUUGCCCACGGGCAAUGAUAAAAAAGUACCCGUAUGGAACUCCUUUUUUAUUGUCAUCGGACAAUAAGCUCCAUUGUUGAAGACAGUCGUCUGUAGCAUCAUGGACACCUUGUCAUGUGGCAAUAUUUAAAAUCUAAGUUAAUUAUUUCUCGUUUCAAAUGGCACCAACAAAACAUUUUCACGCUGCAUUCAAUAAACAAUGCUUCGCCCUAUCAGAAAGAAUGAUCAAAAAUAUAUACUCAAAUUAUUUUCACUACGCACAAAAGAGUUCCAGCUCAAGUAUACAUUUUAACUUUAUUUUGUUUAAAUGAGGUGGGAGAAAAAGCAUCUUCCUUAGCCGAAUGAUGUUAUGUGAAAGCAAAUGUUCGAGCUUUCAGCUUCUAAAACAGCUUAACGUUACAAGUUAGACAGUAAAGUAUCUAUAUUCCAAAGUGAUAUCUUGAAUUAAAGUGAUGCAAUCCUAAUUUAAUACAUAUUUAUUUUUCCUGACAAAAUUUACUGUUUGACAAUCGAGAACAGUUGAUUUUAAAGUUUUUUACUGUUUGGUUUGCAGGCAAAUUAUCAAAUUGAUGUUUUUGUGCUGUGAUUUUCCCAAAAUCCAAGUAAGAAAUGUGUUUUUAUGUAACUAGCAUUAGUUUAAAAUCCUUUUAUUGUAUACAAUUUGUAACAUUUAAUUCAAUGGAUAUUGAACGUCUUCGGCAUAUUUGAUCAUUGGUUGGGUUCAUAGAAAACCAAAAUCAUUGGUUAAUUGUUCUUUAUGUAUUAUGCAAACUUUACACAAGCCUGUACCGGUUUAUAGAACCUUGACUGUUAAUAUACAAAUAUAAAUCAAGUGGUGUCCAAACACAAAUAAAAGAAUUAAAGGCUGGAUUGCAAGUCAUCAAAAGCUGAUUAACAUUCAUGUAAAUUAGUAUCAUUAUGGGUAACAUUCCUUUGGAGAUACUCGCGUCAUAAGAUAACCGAGUACCAAUAAAUUCAAGUGCUUAAACAGUUUGUUAGCAUGGCAAAAUGAAAUUCAUUUCAACGUAUUAUCUGGUACAUGUGUUUUCGAUGGUUAUUUUUAUUUUUUGUGCUUAUAAUUAUUUUACUGAACAUAAUACUACCCGUGUCGGAACCUAACAUUUGCCUAUAGAUAGUUUUUACUUAAGAUAAAGUACAUCAAUGAUCAAAUAUCAAGUUUUCGAGCUACUGAAAGCACAUCGUUUCUCUCUAUAAGUAAAGUUUUAAAUGCUGUUGAAAUAAUCACUGGCUGUUAUCUGAUGUUUAUGUUAAUGAAUACAAUUUGCUUUCGUGGGACAUUGCUUCACGCCAUCCUUUUGUAGUUAUCGAUUCGAAUUACGAAUUUUAUCUGUCAUGAAAUAAAUUUCACAUCAACCUUUUGUUAACGUUUUAUUUCAAAAGAAAAUUUGCUAUGCAUUUGUGCUUUUGUGUCAUAAAAUGUAAACUAACUGG
Messenger RNA from Mya arenaria, 3437 nucleotides. Its product is annotated as asialoglycoprotein receptor 2-like. Bases 209 to 952 code for a protein of 247 amino acids. The transcript is spliced from 6 exons. Lineage: Eukaryota; Metazoa; Mollusca; Bivalvia; Myida; Myidae. The record is from RefSeq and is a predicted model, not a curated record.